CUUUCUUUUCCUUUUCUAGGAGGGCUGUUGGCCUGCUGCUGUGCUGCUGAACAGUAUGCAGUCCUUUCGGGAGCAAAGCAGUUACCACGGAAACCAGCAGAGCUACCCACAGGAGGUACACAGCUCAUCCCGUAUAGAAGAGUUCAGCCCUCGUCAGGCCCAUAUGUUCCAGAAUUUUGGGGGAGCAGGUGGUGGUAGUGGUGGCACUGGCAGCAAUAGUAGUGGACGUCGAGGAACAGCAACUGCUGCCACAGCAAUGGCUAGUGAGACCUCUGGCCAUCAAGGCUACCAGGGUUUCAGGAAAGAAGCUGGGGAUUUUUACUACAUGACAGGCAACAAAGACCCCGUGGCAGCAGGAACCCCACAGCCUCCUCACCGAAGGCCCUCUGGUCCUCUGCAGAGCUAUGGACCGCCCCAGGGGAGCAGCUUUGGCAAUCAGUAUGGGAGUGAGGGUCAUGUGAGCCAAUUUCAAGCACAGCACUCUGCCCUUGGUGGUGUGUCUCAUUAUCAGCAGGAUUACACAGGGCCUUUCUCUCCUGGGAGUGCUCAGUAUCAACAGCAGGCCUCCAGCCAACAGCAGCAGCAACAGCAGCAACAGCAACAGCAGCAACAACAGCAAGUACAGCAGUUGAGACAACAGCUUUACCAAUCCCAUCAGCCUCUGUCCCAAGCCACUGGACAGUCAGCCUCUGGCUCAUCCCAUCUACAACCAAUGCAGCGGCCUUCAACUCUGCCAUCUUCUGCUGGUUAUCAGUUAAGAGUAGGUUGGUUUGGCCAACACUACCAGUCUUCUGCUUCUUCCUCCUCCUCCUCCUCCUUUCCUUCACCACAGCGUUUCAGUCAGUCUGGACAAAGCUAUGAUGGCAGUUAUAGUGUAAAUGCUGGAUCUCAGUAUGAAGGGCAUAAUGUGGGUUCCAAUGCACAGGCUUAUGGAACACAAUCAAAUUAUAGCUAUCAGUCUCAGUCUAUGAAGAAUUUUGAACAGACAAAGAUUCCACCAGGAACCCAGCAGGGGCAGCAGCAGCAACAACAACAGCAACAGCCACAGUCUCAGCAGCAGCAGCAGCAACAGCAGCAGCAGCAGCAGCAGCAGCAACAUCCCCCCCAGCAUGUGAUGCAGUACACUAAUGCUGCCCCCAAGCUGCCCUUGCAAAGCCAGGUGGGGCAGUACAACCAGCCUGAGGUUCCUGUAAGGUCCCCUAUGCAGUUUCAUCAGAACUUCAGCCCUAUUUCUAACCCUUCUCCAGCUGCUUCUGUGGUUCAGUCUCCAAGCUGUAGCUCUACCCCUUCUCCUCUCAUGCAGAGUAGUGAGAAUCUCCAAUGUGGGCAAGGCAAUGUGCCCAUGAGUUCCAGAAACCGAAUUUUACAGCUAAUGCCCCAACUCAGUCCGACCCCAUCAAUGAUGCCCAGUCCUAAUUCUCAUGCUGCAGGAUUCAAGGGGUUUGGAUUAGAAGGCGUCCCAGAAAAGCGGCUGACAGAUCCUGGGUUGAGUAGUUUGAGUGCUCUGAGUACUCAAGUGGCCAAUCUUCCUAAUACUGUCCAGCACAUGUUGCUUUCUGAUGCCUUGACACCUCAGAAGAAGACUUCCAAGAGGCCCUCAUCAUCAUCUAAGAAAGCAGAUAGCUGUACAAACUCAGAAGGCUCACAGCCUGAAGAACAACUGAAGUCCCCUAUGGCAGAGUCAUUGGAUGGAGGUUGCUCCAGUAGUUCAGAAGAUCAAGGUGAGAGAGUGAGGCAACUAAGUGGCCAGAGCACUAGCUCUGACACCACCUACAAGUGUGGAGCUUCAGAGAAAGCUGGCUCUUCACCAACACAAGGUGCUCAGAAUGAGGCCCCUAGGCUCAGUACCAGUCCUGCAGCUAGGGAAGAAGCUGCAUCUCCAGGUGCUAAGGACACACCACUGUCUGAGGGGAACGCAAAAGUUAAUGAGAAGACAGUUGGGGUGAUUGUCUCUCGGGAAGCCAUGACUGGUAGGGUAGAAAAAUCUGGUGGACAAGAUAAAGGAUCCCAAGAGGAGGAUCCUGCUGCCAGUCAGAGGCCACCUAGCAAUAGUGGUAUAAAGGAAGCCAGCCACACAUCACUUCCACAGCCAGAUCCUCCAGGAGGAGGGAGCAAAGGAAACAAGAAUGGUGAUAAUAGCUCUAAUCACAAUGGAGAGGGGAAUGGCCAGGGUAGCCACUCUGCAGUAGGCCCAAGUUUCACAGGCAGGACUGAGCCUAGCAAAUCUCCUGGAAGUUUGCGCUACAGUUACAAAGAGAGUUUUGGGUCAGCUGUACCACGAAAUGUAAGUGGUUUUCCUCAGUAUCCUUCAGGACAAGAAAAGGGGGAUUUUGCCAGCCACGGGGAACGAAAGGGUAGAAAUGAGAAGUUCCCAAGUCUCCUACAGGAAGUGCUUCAGGGUUACCACCACCAUCCUGACAGAAGGUAUCCUAGGAGUGCUCAGGACCAUCAAGGUAUGACUAGUGGCCUGGAAGGAACUGCAAGGCCCAAUAUCUUAGUCAGUCAAGCCAAUGAAUUAGCCAGCAGGGGCAUUCUGAACAAGAGCAUUGGAUCUCUGUUAGAAAAUCCCCACUGGGGACCAUGGGAAAGGAAGUCAAGCAGCACGGCUCCUGAAAUGAAACAGAUCAAUUUAUCUGACUAUCCCAUUCCCAGAAAGUUUGAGAUAGAACCUGCAUCAUCAGCCCAUGAGCCUGGGGGCUCCCUUUCUGAAAGGAGGUCAGUGAUCUGUGAUAUUUCUCCACUAAGACAGAUUGUCAGGGACCCAGGGGCUCACUCAUUGGGACACAUGGGUGCUGAUGCCAGAAUUGGGAGGAAUGAGCGUCUCAACCCAAGUUUAAGUCAGUCAGUCAUUCUUCCAGGUGGUUUGGUGUCCAUGGAAACAAAACUGAAAUCCCAGAGUGGGCAAAUAAAAGAGGAAGACUUUGAACAGUCCAAAUCUCAAGCUAGUUUCAACAAGAAAUCUGGAGACCACUGCCAUUCUACCAGCAUCAAGCAUGAGUCUUACCGUGGCAAUGUCAGAGACUACAGCUCACAAGAUAGUAGGUCCACACCAAUGCGGCGGGUCCCUGGUAGAGUUGGUAGCCGGGAGACUAUGAGAGGUCGGUCCUCUUCUCAGUACCAUGACUUUGCAGAAAAACUGAAGAUGUCUCCAGGCAGGAGCAGAGGCCCAGGGGCAGACCCUCAUCACAUGAACCCACACAUGACUUUUUCAGAGAGGGCCAACAGGAGUUCUUUACAUGCUACUUUUUCUCCCAACUCAGAAAGUCUGGCCUCUGCUUACCACACAAACACCAGGGCUCAUGCUUAUGGGGACCCUAAUGCUGGUUUGAAUUCUCAGCUCCAUUAUAAGAGACAGAUGUACCAACAGCAACAAGAGGAGUAUAAAGAUUGGACCAGCAGUUCUGCUCAGGGAGUGAUUGCGGCUGCACAGCAUAGGCAAGAAGGGCCACGGAAGAGCCCACGGCAGCAGCAGUUUCUUGACAGAGUACGGAGCCCCCUGAAAAAUGACAAAGAUGGUAUGAUGUAUGGCCCACCAGUAGGGACAUACCAUGACCCAAGCACUCAGGAAGCUGGGCGCUGUCUCAUGUCUAGUGAUGGUCUGCCUGCUAAAGGCAUGGAAUUGAAACACAGCUCUCAGAAGUUACAAGAGUCUUGUUGGGAUCUUUCUCGGCAGACUUCUCCAGGAAAAAGCAGUGGUCCUCCAGGAAUGUCUAAUCAGAAACGGUAUGGGCCACCCCAUGAGACAGAUGGACAUGUACUAACUGAUUCUACACAGUCAUCCAAACCUAGUAAUGUAAUGCUACGGCUACCAGGUCAAGAGGAUCAUUCUUCUCAAAAUCCCUUAAUCAUGCGGAGGCGGGUUCGUUCUUUUAUCUCUCCUAUUCCCAGUAAAAGACAGUCACAAGAUGUAAAAAACAGUAACACUGAUGAUAAAGGACGCCUCCACCCAUCAAAAGAAGGUGCCGAUAAGGCAUACAAUUCCUACACCCUUUCUCACAGUCAAGAUAUCAAAUCUAUCCCUAAGAGAGAUGCCUCCAAGGACUUUGCAAACCCAGACAAUAGAAACUGUCCUGCUGUUACCCUCACAAGCCCUGCUAAGACCAAAAUACUGCCCCCACGGAAGGGACGGGGAUUGAAAUUGGAAGCUAUAGUUCAGAAGAUCACAUCCCCAAAUAUUAGGAGGAGUGCAUCCACAAAUAGUACUGAGGCUGGGGGAGACACAGUCACACUGGAUGAUAUACUGUCUCUGAAGAGUGGUCCUCCUGAAGGUGGGACUGUGGCUACUCAGGAGGCUGAGAUGGAGAAGAGAAAAGGUGAGGUGGUAUCUGACCUAGUCAGUGUAACUAAUCAGGAAUCAAAUGUUGAGAAGCCUCUUCCAGGACCUUCAGAAGAGUGGCGUGGCAGUGGGGAUGACAAAGUCAAGACAGAGGCACAUGCAGAAACAGCUCCUACUGGAAAGGAACCUUCUGGUACUAUGACAUCCACAGCUUCACAGAAGUCUGGUGGUAACCAAGGGAGACCAGAUGGUUCCCUGGGUGGGGCAGCACCACUAAUCUUUCCUGACUCUAAGAAUGUAGCUCCAGUGGGCAUUUUGGCCCCUGAGGCAAACCCAAAGGCUGAAGAGAAAGAGAAUGAAACAGUCAUGAUUUCACCCAAACAAGAAAGUUUUCCCCCUAAAGGGUAUUUCCCAUCAGGAAAGAAAAAGGGGAGACCGAUUGGUAGUGUGAAUAAGCAAAAGAAACAGCAGCAGCCACCACCUCCACCCCCUCAACCCCCUCAGAUACCAGAAGGUUCUGCAGAUGGAGAGCCAAAGCCAAAAAAGCAGAGGCAAAGGAGGGAGAGAAGGAAGCCUGGGGCCCAGCCAAGGAAGCGGAAAACCAAACAAGCAGUUCCCAUCGUAGAACCUCAAGAACCAGAGAUCAAGCUAAAGUAUGCUACCCAGCCACUAGAUAAAACAGAUGCUAAGAACAAGUCUUUCUUCCCUUACAUCCAUGUAGUAAAUAAGUGUGAACUUGGAGCUGUUUGUACAAUCAUCAAUGCUGAAGAAGAAGAACAGACCAAAUUGGUAAGGAGCAGGAAGGGCCAGAGAUCUCUGACCCCUCCCCCCAGCAGCACAGAAAGCAAGGUGCUCCCAGCUUCAUCCUUUAUGCUGCAGGGUCCUGUGGUAACAGAAUCUUCUGUUAUGGGGCACCUGGUUUGUUGUCUUUGUGGCAAGUGGGCCAGUUAUCGGAACAUGGGUGACCUCUUUGGACCCUUUUAUCCCCAAGAUUAUGCAGCCACUCUUCCGAAGAAUCCACCUCCUAAAAGAUCCACAGAAAUGCAGAGCAAGGUCAAGGUUCGGCACAAAAGCACUUCUAACGGUUCUAAAACAGACACUGAGGAGGAGGAGGAGCAGCAGCAGCAGCAGAAGGAGCAGAGGAGCCUGGCUGCUCACCCUAGGUUCAAGCGGCGCCACCGGUCAGAAGACUGUGGUGGAGGCCCUCGGUCCCUGUCCAGGGGACUCCCUUGUAAAAAAGCAGCCACUGAGGGCAGCUGUGAAAAGGCUGUUUUGGACACAAAGCCCUCUGUACCUACCACUUCAGAAGGUGGUCCUGAGCUGGAGUUACAAAUCCCUGAACUACCUCUUGACAGCAAUGAAUUUUGGGUCCACGAGGGUUGUAUUCUCUGGGCCAAUGGAAUCUACCUGGUCUGUGGCAGGCUCUAUGGCCUGCAGGAAGCGCUGGAAAUCGCCAGAGAGAUGAAAUGCUCCCACUGCCAGGAGGCUGGCGCUACGUUGGGCUGCUACAACAAAGGCUGCUCCUUCCGAUACCAUUACCCAUGUGCCAUUGAUGCAGAUUGUUUGCUACAUGAGGAGAACUUCUCGGUGAGGUGCCCCAAGCACAAGCUGAAGCCUUCUAGCCCUUGGAAGGUAAAGGGGCACAGAGCCGAAGAAAUCCCUGGAGAAUGGGGCCAACACCCUUCAUGCCUCCCCUUCCGUGCCCUCUCCCCCCCUUGCAGAACAAGACCGCGAAAGGCAGCCUCAGCACAGAGCAGUCGGAGCGGGGGUGAGGGGGGCAGUGUGCACGUGGGAAUGGACAGCAAGCACAGGUGAGACUGUGGAGAUAAGAAGGUGGUGGACACACGUGAUGGAAUGGAAUCCUCCUGCUGUACAACCACACCCUCACCCUACCCUACCCUGCACCCCCACUGCGCCUGCCCAUGCCAGCACUUCCUUCCCAUGUUUUCACAUCACACUCAAACUGGUGACACCACAGGAGAGAA
Molecule: messenger RNA, 6261 nt
Organism: Cricetulus griseus (Chinese hamster)
Lineage: Eukaryota; Metazoa; Chordata; Mammalia; Rodentia; Cricetidae
Source: RefSeq, a predicted model, not a curated record